AUGGUCGUCGCAUUCGCCCUCGUUCUGGCCGUCGUCGCGCCCUUGGUUGGUGCUGUACCCUUGACUGGUCGUCAGAUACCAGGCUUAACGACAACGACAUCGGUUCAAGGCAUCCCUGCUUUUCCCGCUAUCAACACUGGACUGCUUUGCCAACUGCCCAUGUUGAAGCCAAUCUGUAGUCGAAUCGCGUCUGUUUCCAAUAAGCAGGUCAAUACGCCGAUUGGUACCGCUCAGGGAGUUUCGGAUGGCUCAGGCGUAACCCGUUUUGCGGUUAGAUAUGCUUCUGCUGCUCGAUGGUCUACCUCCACCAUUGCGACAAAAUGGGAACUACCAAACGGAGCUACGAACGCCUCAGCACUUCCUCUGGCUUGCCCUCAACCUAACGUCGACUCAUCCGCCUACACUGAAGACUGUCUUUCCAUGGUCUUGUACGUGCCAACGACUCUGAAGGCAAAUAGUGGCGUUCCAACUCUUGUUUGGAUCCACGGUGGUUCUUUCAUCGCUGGUUCCGCGACUGGGCCCGGCCUUGACGGCUCCAAGUUGGCAGUUGCAACCAACUCCAUUGUCGCAGUCAUGCAAUACCGUCUUGGAGCGCUUGGCUUUAUGGCUCCUAACGGCGCGACAAACCUGGCAGUCAAGGACACUAUCAACGCGCUGACUUUCCUCGGCAAGGUCGUGCCCUCUUUCGGUGGAGAUGCGAAGAAGAUUACCCUCUCCGGUCAGAGCGCUGGUGCAGGCAUGAUUCGCGCUCUUCUUGCAGCUCCCUCGGCGUCGUCUCUUUUCCAAAGCUCCAUCAUGCAGUCUGAUCCUAUCAAUUAUGGGUUCCUGAAUGUAUCCACUCAAAACUCCCUGCAGUCCACCUUUAACACACUGACCGGCUGCACUGCUUCAAACACGGCUUGCCAGAAAUCGCUUUCUGUUGCGGCUAUCCUCAACGCACAAGUCGUCCUCAGUAGCAAGGCUCAGUCCAUUGACCCUUCGACUGGAGUUGGGGAACCCAUUCGUCCUGUUCGCGAUGGUAGUCUCAUCACGACUGCUCUUGAUCUGACUUCUGGCUCCUCCUUCCCUUCUCAAUCGAAACCGCUUCUCCUGACUAAUGUCAAGAACGAGGCUGGUCCCACCAUCUUCGGCAUGUUCACCAGUUCCCUCCCCAACACCCUCACUUCCACUGUUUGCGAUGGAUCCCUUGGGCCAGACCGUACCAGCAUCGUCUCUGCAUCACCGUUCUAUGAUUUUACUGUCGCUGAUAUCCGGACUCCCCUCGAGACACUUGGUAGCGACUAUAUGUGGCGCUGCCCCACGUGGUCUCUUGCCCGGCAGUGGACUCAGCACGGUGGAAAAGCCUAUGUUGGCCAAUUCGUUGUUGGUGCGACUUAUCCGUCCAACAACGAUGUUGCAUUCUGCGUUGACGGGGCUAUCUGCCACGAAGACGACAUUUACAUCGUCUUCGGCACAACUCCAAGCCCAACGGCUGCCCAAACUGCAUUGACGACGGAAAUCCAAGCACGGUACAAGGCUUUCCUGACAACCGGUGCUCCGAAUGCUCCCGGCCUUUCUCCGUGGCCGCUUGCCACAACUUCCUCUGUCCACCCCCACCAACUCGGCGGCGCGCCGACUCCUAGCGGCGAAGUCCCUGUUGGCGCUUGCGAUCCCGCUUUUUGGGGCCAGGCAGUGGGCUAUGAUUAUCAGGUUUAUGGGAUAUGA
Molecule: messenger RNA, 1704 nt
Organism: Mycena indigotica
Lineage: Eukaryota; Fungi; Basidiomycota; Agaricomycetes; Agaricales; Mycenaceae
Product: Carboxylic ester hydrolase
Exons: 4
Coding region: 1-1704 (567 amino acids)
Source: RefSeq, a predicted model, not a curated record